AUGUCUAAAUCAAAGACUCUGAUACCAAAAACAGUGGUUCAGAUCUUUAGUGAGACAAUAUAUGACUAUUACACAUACAUCCUUGACAAUUUUGUACUUCCUGUCUGGGUUUAUCACUUAGUUCGUGUUUACAUCACAUUCAGUACAUGCUUAUUAUUCACAAAUUUUCAUCAAUCUGGAACAGGUAUUAAACCAUUGGAAGUAUUUCUUAAUCUUUAUGCUACAGAUCUCUCAGAAAAAUGGGCAACAAUAAAUUUUGUAAUUGAUAUGAUCUUAUAUACUGCAAUAUAUACAAGCAUCGGAUACCAUUCACUCGUGUUUACAAAAAAAUCACAUCUAAGCAAAACUUCAACAUAUUUAAACGUUAUUUGCGUAGAAGUUAUAAUUCCUAUCCUUUUGUUAGCCACCGGAAGCCAAAUAGGUAAUAAUGUCGGUCUUAUAUAUAAAAAUAUGAAAAAUUACUUAAUUUGGGUUUAUACAAUAAUUUUACUGUUUUGGCUUAUUUUAACAUUAAUUUUCCAUAACUUAUUCUUAUGCUCCUAUAUACAUUUUGUACCAGGAAGAACAUUUACCCUUUCAGCUGCUCUCCAAGGAUUUGAUAUGAAUGUUAUCAUAUCCGUGAGAUUAUUUGCCAGAUGCGCCAAUGCUCUAAAUGGCACAAUAUAUGCCAUUGGUUUCAGGGUUGCUAUUGCAUUAGUUCUUUUAUUCGGAAUUUUGAUAAUUUUAUUCUACAACGUAUACAUAAAUCGUAAAUAUUCAGGAUUCAUUUGUGCAACAUUCUGUGCAGGUUUUGUGCUUGAUGUCAUCAGCAUUUUUGUUUCACUUGACUGGGUUAUUAGAUUACUUAUCUUCAGUUGUGUCAUAAUGAUUGGAAAUACGGCUAUUUACAAUGUCCUUAAAGCAGGGUCGAAGAAAGCUAAGGAAAUUUACGAUGCUUUUGAAAAUGAGGAAUUAGAAUUUGAAGAUGUUUAUCCAAAGCUUAAUGACCAGUUCCUCAAACACUGCUAUGAAGCAUUUAAGAUGGGACAUCCAUACUUUUUCACAUUUAAGCCUAUUCUCAAUGGAGCUCAUCACGAGAAUACAAAUAAGAAGAUCUGGAAGUUCUAUUUACGUGUUCUUGCCAUUUACAACAACAAAAUAUAUGAUCUAAUGAAUGCCUCACAAGCAUUUAAGAGACUUGGAUUUAAUGAUUUACAAUCUCGUCUUUUUAUUCGAGGCAUUGAUCAUAUUAUUGAUAUCAGAUCCAGAAAAGUCACCAAACAAUGCAAGAAUAUUAUGAAGAAUAUCCAAAGCCAUACGAGAACGCUCAGAACUACAUUAGUGAGAUACUGGCAAGCAAUAGAAAGUGAUGAACCGGGAUCUACAUAUGCAUACGGAUCUUCAGCACAGAAUCAAAUGGAUGAGAUCGACAGAAUGUACGAAUCAGUAUUAACAAAAUGGCCAAAUUGCGCUCCUCUCUUCAAGCAUUAUGCAAAGUUCUUAAAUACAGUUUGUUUCAAUAAACUUAAAGGAGAACAAUAUAAUGCUUUAGCUGCAAUCAAGAGAAGUGUCGACAUGUUGGAAAUCAGGGCGAAAAGGUGUUUUCCCCUGAUUCCGCUUCAAGUAGAGUCUGACAAUCUUUUCCAGCCGAAUCAACAACAGCAACAACAGCAAAGUGACCAAGCAUCAUUAUUAUCAACAGGACCCAUUAGCAAUUCCAGUGAAAUAGAGCAAAAUGAAGAACAAGAAGCUGAAUUAGUUGCUCAGAAUACGCUCUACGAAAUGGGAAAGAACGCACGAGUACCUGUUAACACAGCAAUCAACGUUAUUGUCGUUGUUGCAUUCAUUUUCCUCUUCAUCAUGGGAAUAAUUUUGGCAGAUGUCGUAGUUUUGAAGAAAUACUACAUCUACGAGACUCUUUUACGCUUUUUAUCAUGUUUCACCUCUAUUUUAUUCUACACAUCACGUCCUGUUUACAGAAUUGCAUCAUUAGUUACAGAUGCCUUAGGAAUCUCAUAUGAUUUGCAAAAAACAACAUAA
Messenger RNA from Trichomonas vaginalis G3, 2019 nucleotides. RefSeq lists its product as uncharacterized. The transcript has a single exon. Bases 1 to 2019 code for a protein of 672 amino acids. Lineage: Eukaryota; Parabasalia; Trichomonadida; Trichomonadidae. The record is from RefSeq and is a predicted model, not a curated record.